Molecule: messenger RNA, 1115 nt
Organism: Camellia sinensis
Lineage: Eukaryota; Viridiplantae; Streptophyta; Magnoliopsida; Ericales; Theaceae
Source: RefSeq, a predicted model, not a curated record
AUGAAUAAGAGGCUAGAAGGGAUGUGUUACUAUGUCAACUGCUAUGGUCUUAUGGCUGAUAGAAGAGUCAAACUGUUCUCCAUAUACAGUCUUGGAUGGAAGAAUCUCCAAAGCAGUCAAAAGCAAGAAGCAACUAAGCAUUGUAACUGCACAAUAGUUGAUGUUGAGAAUACAUUAGCAAAGUUCACUUGGGCUAAAGAAGCACAUAAGAAAGUGAAGUUAAAGGAAGAAGGGAAGCCAAUGCCAAAGAGUUUGGCGGAGGUCCAAAAGCUGAUGGGUUCAACACCAAUGGAUCUUGCUCGGUCGAACUUGGCUAAAAGUGGACAAAUAAGUCGGAAUGCACUCUGCCCAUGUGGUUCCAAAAAGCGAUACAAGCGGUGCUGUGGGAGGGAUUAGAGAAGAGGGAGAGAGCACACUGAAAGAAAUCGAAUAAAAAUUUGAAGUGCAACUCUGGAUUGGUGAGAUCAUUCUUGGAGAACAUAGAAUUUAUUGGGAAUUGCUCGUGAUAGCUCAUAAGGGCUGUUGGUUCAUUUUACAGACAGGAAAGCAUGCAUGACCCAAAAUGCUUGUUGAUUUUUGCUCAUUUUGAUAAAAUAGUCUGCUCAUGGGUUCAGUGGCUUCUUGUAAUUUGUACAUUGUUUCGGCAGUGAUUUCAGGAUGGAAUAGAUUCAACUAUUGAAUGCCGAAAACAUCCAUUGUUAUUUAACAUUGUGUUAUCAACUUAAGUUUCGGCUGGGAAAUGUGUUGAUCUGGGUUUGAUCUUUACGCAAGAGGCUGAGGGAGUGGCAGCACUUUUACCAUUCAUACAUCUUGUGUUCAUAUCUUUGUUUGCACUUACUAGCCUAGGCUUACUUAUGCAACUCUUUGAAGUUAGAAGAUCACUAGUUUGAAGGAGGAAGGGAGUAUAUAUGUAUAUAUAUGUAUAUAUGAGCACGCCUGCUUGUGUGGCCCGAGCUUUGGACGUCCAGUCUGGGCACUAAAUGGUCGUCAUUGUUGGUAUUUAUUAUUAUUUUUUUAAUCUAGUGGUUUAUAUCUUGUACUCCAAACGCAUAUUUACUCUGUUUACACAUCUGGGUUCUCUUUAGUUUCAGUCACUUUCUCUUUGGUUCCCUCAA